CAAAGACCUGUCUCUUAGCCUGUCUGUGGGCAAAGCGCGUUUGCUUCGAGGCUGCAGAGAGGGAUGGGAGGCGGUGUCUUCGGUUGUGCGCAGGCGUCCUUUAUUUCACUCUCUUGCCCACUGUAAUUCCAUGGCGUUUCCUGUCAACAGCGACAGCCAGGGCUGGAUAACUCCUGAAAGUCUUGGGACCGCAAAGGCAGGAGAAAGAGACAGCCGGACCGGCGCGGACGCUAUGGCGUGCUUCAAAUGAGUGUUUGCGGCGAGUUCAAUUCUCGGCAAACAUGGACGCGGGAUUAACGCUCUAUAACAAUCUGAAAGAUGUGACAUGGAGCACGACGUCUCUGCCCCUAGACCGACUGGUCAGUGCUUACCGAUUGCCGCAGAUCGUGAAGCUGGACAGUGGAGAAUCUGCAGAAGGUCUGAGAGACAAUGACUACAUUUUGGUUCAUUCUUGUCGCCAGUGGACUACCAUCACCGCCCACAGUCUGGAAGAAGGCCAUUAUGUCAUCGGGCCCAAAAUAGAAAUCCCAGUCCAUUAUGGAGGUCAGUUCAAGCUGCUGGAACAGGACCGAGAUGUAAAGGAACCAGUGCAAUACUUCAACAGUGUGGAGGAGGUGGCCAAGGCCUUUCCUGAGCGGGUUUAUGUCAUGGAGGAAAUAACAUUCAACGUUAAGGUGGCAUCGGGGGAAUGCAACGAGGACACUGAAGUUUACAACAUCACCCUGUGCACUGGGGAUGAGUUAACUUUAAUGGGCCAGGCAGAGAUCCUGUACGCCAAAACGUCCAGGGAGAAGUCCAGGCUCAACACCAUCUUCAAGAGGAUCGGGAAGCUGAACUCCAUCGGCAAGCUGGGCCGCGGCAAGAUGCCCUGCCUCAUCUGCAUGAACCACCGGACCAACGAGAGCAUCAGCCUGCCGUUCCAGUGCAAGGGGCGCUUCAGCACGCGCAGCCCCCUGGAGCUCCAGAUGCAGGAAGGGGAGCACACCAUCCGCAACAUCGUGGAGAAAACCCGCUUGCCCGUCAACGUCACCGUGCCGAGCGCCCCUCCCAGGAAUCAGCACGACCUCCACCUCAUCCGCGAGGGCCACCGCUACAAGUUCGUCAACAUCCAGACCAAGACGGUGGUCGUCUGCUGCAUCCUGCGCAGCAGCAAAGUCGUCCCCACCCACUUCCCGCUGCACCUGGCCGUGCCCAAGUUCACCGUCCCGGAGGGCCUCCUGAAAAACGAGCCCUGGUUGGAGACCCUGGUGCAUCGCUGGUUCGCCUACUGCCAGGAGCAGUUCGACAUCGACGAUUACUCGCGGGCCGUGCGGGACGUGAGGGCGGACUGGAACGAAGACUGUAAGAGCCCAAAGAAGAGCGGGGGCGGCGGCGGCGGCGGCGGCUGCCAAGGCCACUCUCACGUGCCCAGCUCCCUGAGCUACGCACGAGACGAACUGACUCAGUCUUUCCACCGCCUUUCUGUCUGUGUGUAUGGAAACAACCUUCACGGCAACAGCGAGGUCAACCUGCAGGGAUGUAAGAAUCUGUGCGGCGACUGGGCUCUGUUCUCUCACGACCCUGUGCACUAUUCGGACUCGGGCGACAGCGGGAGUGACUAUCAUUUCCCCGAAAUGACCGAGGAACCGGGCCAAUCUGUUCCUUCGAAGUCGGAGCUUCCUUACGAGGAGCUGUGGCUGGACCAGGGCAGGUCUGCUGCACAGACUGUGCCUUGUUCUGCUGCCGAAAAGAACAAGUGUGAUGGCAACAGGAGCUCCAUUAGGUCAAAGAGUUCGACGUCACCUCCCUUUCCUGUCUCGGGCCCCUCGGCCUCGGUCAUGGUUUCUGAAAUUUGUCUACCUCCACCUCCAGUGCCUCCGAAGUCUGAAGCUGUGAAGGAAGAGUGCAGACUUCUUAAUGCCCCCCCUGUCCCUCCACGGAGCUCCAAGCCAACCUCCACCAACCCUCCUGCCCCUUCAUGUGCAACCAAGCACCGGCAGCAACAGACUCGCUCUCCGAGCCCCACGCUGUCCUACUACUCCUCUGGAUUACACAACAUUGCUGUCACAGAGAAUGAUGUAACACACCCAGCUGAACAAAAUCCCGUCUGUUACCCCUGUAACUGGAUGAAACCUGAUGCGACCAACAACGACAGACUCUCCCCCUUUGGAAGUCCAACGUUUGAAGGUGUGCCUUCCCGGUCUUCAUGGCCAAACAACUUCUGCGGAGGAGAUUCUCAUGGGAUUAAUGAUUUUUUACCGGUUCAGUGUCGAAGCUAUUACAGCUAUCCGCGGCAGAAGACCCCAGGUACCCCAAAGGGCAACCCCGCGGCACCCUUCGACUUCGAAGGGAGUGAGCUUUCUGAAGGAUGCACAUUGCCUUCUAAAACUGGUGACACACCUCACAUGGUUCCAGGCUGCCCCAAAUCUGCAAGUUACUCCCUAGAUUCAUGCACAGACAAAGCUUUGGCAGAAUGUAGCGCAAAACAAAGCGUGUCAUGUCCCAUCUUGCCACCAAGAGCACCUAAAGUGACUGAUGAAAACCAAGUGGCAGAGGUUUCAUCAUUAAAGUCGGCCGUUAACAGUGGAGGGGAAGAUGCUCAGAUUAUCUCCACAGACCACCAGGAGGAUCAGUCAGUAAACAGCAAGGGCGUGCCAGACAUCUUCUCUAUUUCAUAUCCUUUCUCUUCACCCCUACACCUCCAGUUGGCACCGAGAUCAUGUGGUGAUGGGUCACCAUGGCAGCCACCGACUGACCUUACUGGACUCUCCAUUGAAGAGGUGUCAAAGUCCCUUCGUUUUAUAGGCCUUGCUGAAGACGUUGUGUCACUGUUUGUCACCGAAAAGAUUGAUGGGAAUUUACUCAUACAACUGACUGAGGAGAUUUUGUCAGAAGACUUCAGGCUGAGCAAGUUGCAAGUCAAGAAACUUAUGCAGUUCAUCAGUGGGUGGAGGCCCAAAAUUUAAUCUGGGAAUAAACAGGUUGACAGACCAGUGUUUGUCAGAAAUAUGCUGCAAAUGCUGACAUAACUUCAGCAUUCUGGGUUGCACUAGCCAACUUUGUAUUUAAAUAAAUUUGGUGCAGUUUAUUGCUAUGCAGAUUCUGGUACCAAACAUUGUCUGUUGUUUUUGUCCAUAGUAUGGAACAAGAAUGAUUAAAUCCAGUGCGAUGGAACUGUGCCUUGUGCAUUAACUGUACAUGUCAUUAUAUCUUAGUCUGCAUUAAAUCAUUUUUGAUCCUGAUUGUUUUUAGAAGCAGGUUAAAAAUAAAAUGCUAAACUUGCCCAGACAAGACCAAAGCCUUACAGAGAUGGAAAGUGUAUUUUUCUUCAUAACUAUCCUUUGUGCAUUUUCCUGGUUGAAUAUGAAUAAAUAUAAAGAUAUCUGAAAA
Lepisosteus oculatus (spotted gar) is the source of this 3369-nucleotide messenger RNA. RefSeq names its product GRB2 associated, regulator of MAPK1 (gene garem1). The record is from RefSeq and is a predicted model, not a curated record. Gene Ontology annotation, biological process: epidermal growth factor receptor signaling pathway; cellular response to epidermal growth factor stimulus. NCBI's taxonomy places the organism in Eukaryota, Metazoa, Chordata, Actinopteri, Semionotiformes, Lepisosteidae. Gene Ontology annotation, molecular function: proline-rich region binding.